Molecule: messenger RNA, 3684 nt
Organism: Macrosteles quadrilineatus (aster leafhopper)
Lineage: Eukaryota; Metazoa; Arthropoda; Insecta; Hemiptera; Cicadellidae
Product: serine proteinase stubble-like
Exons: 10
Coding region: 213-2816 (867 amino acids)
Biological process (GO): proteolysis
Molecular function (GO): serine-type endopeptidase activity
Source: RefSeq, a predicted model, not a curated record
UUUGAUCCGACCAGUCGCGUUCGUGGUGUGGAGUGGACAGUGUUCAAGUGUUUUAGUUCGAUUUUCGCCCGCAUCAUGUGUUUCGCUAUCGGAUAUGGGUCAAAAUCCCCUGAGUGAUAAAUAGUUACUUCGGCCACUAGCUCGUCAUGGGUACAGACUUGUUUACGGUACGUUAGAUUGUUGUGAUCCUUAAUUAAGUGACCAGUGGCAGAAUGUGCGAGUUCCGCUCAGGAUCAAGGACGAAUAUGCUGUUUUUGUGGUGCGUGCUAUAUCUGGUGGUGCCUUCAAGUUUUGCAGCCCUACACCCCAUUUCUCCCUGUCCCAGUAUAUUUCACUAUGAGGGGACACAGCCCGAGAAUGAAAGGUGGUACGGGGUAGUGCUGCUAGACACGGAAGAGUCGCUAGUUGGAGUUCGCAUAGACAUAAGAUUAGACCGCAGAGCGGAAGUGUUAGUGUCAUGGAUGGGUACAGUAACUACAGAAGACAAUGAGCGUUUCACAAUCCUCAGCCUGGACCAGAAGCUACACCCAGGGCCUCCCACUCCCUCUCGCCUCAUGGUGAAGUUCAACCCAGUCAAGGGUCCGCCUCAGGUGCAAUCAAUAAGACUAAACGGACGACAGAUUUGUCCACCUGACCCCAAUUUCUCUCCUGAUGCUCAGACUAGUGGGCAAGACCACUUGUAUGAGAAUAGAUACACAACAGAGAGAGUGACUAGGAGACCAGAUCCGUCAUUUGAAGACGACUGGACCAACUCUAGACCUCAAGUGAAUCCCUCCAGGGCUCCAAGCCCUAGUGACAGCUAUAAACCUCCGCGACGAGAGAGCCCAGUUAGUGGGGGCUAUGGUAGCAGCGGGGGUAGCAGUGGAGGAAAUAGUGGUGGGGGAUAUGGUAGCAGUGGGGGAAAUGGUGGAAGCAAUAAUGGUGGGGGCUAUGGUAGCAGUGGGGGCAAUAGUGGAAGCAAUAGUGGUGGGACCUAUGGUAGCAGUGGGGGCAAUAGUGGAAGCAAUAGUGGUGGGACCUAUGGUAGCAGUGGGGGCAAUAGUGGAAGCAAUAGUGGUGGGGGCUAUGGUAGCAGUGGGGGCAAUAGUGGUGGCACAGGGUCUAUCUACCAAAAGGACAAACCUACCGGGAGUCACGGCUACAACUCCUACACGGAGAGAGAACCAACUCGCUCAACGACUUACAGUUAUGACAGCCAUGAAACAUAUCACAACAGGCCUUCAGGAUCUUCCAGCAUAGACGCCAACAGACCAGGAUCUUCAGGGGGACAGAGUAACAACAGACCUGUCAACGAAAACGCCUAUGUCAGUCCUGACACUUCUAUAAACAUCAACAUCAAUCCAGCAGGAAGUGGUUACAAUUCCCAUACGAGUGGAGGAAACAGACCUUCAAAUGAGAGAGAACCCACCUACACAAACAACGUGUAUCCCAAGACCACGGAGAAAUACCACGAAGAGAAUCCCGGAAACAGGGAGGACGUUUACGUGAAACCCACAACAAAAAAACCUGUCGUGGUAAACACUAAUACCAAUGUAGUAAUAAGCAUACACACUAAUGACGACGGGAGUGUAGUAACUACAAGUGGUUCAAGAACUACGACUAAGAGGCCUUACGGAAGCAGUAGCGAUACCAUCAAUAAUAAUAACAACAGUCGUCAAACGACUAGCAGACCGACUUAUUCUGACAAUCAAAGACCCAGUAAUACCGUGUAUCAAAACAGACCUAACAGAAAUCCUGAAAUAUCCUCUUCAGAAAGUCAGUAUAAACCUGGGUAUGGACAAAAUAAUUAUGGGCAGAGUAAUAACGAUCGAACAACGGAGAAGAAUUAUGCUAACAAUAACAAUAGGCCUAGCAGUAAUACUGAAAAUAGUGGAACUAGACCUGUAGCUAUUCCCAGCAACAGACCAUAUAGUGGAAAUGACAAUCAAAAGAUUCCAAGACCCCCAGUAACCUCUGGACAGAAACAUGGUGAUGACGGGGACCUGAUGGCGUCCAACUCGAAUAUCAAGUGUGGUCAGGUGGCCGUCAACCCAGCGCCUCUCAUCACUCACGGUCAGAACACUGCGCGUGGUCAGUGGCCGUGGCACAUCGCGUUGUACCGCAUAGAAGGCAUCAACCUGAGCUAUAGUUGCGGAGGCUCUCUCGUUAGCCCCACAGUUGUGAUCACAGCUGCUCACUGUGUGACCAAGGCCCCACGAGACCGGCCUGUGGAUGCAGAUAUCUUGGUUGUCCAGCUCGGAAAGUACCAUCUUUAUCAGUUCAGCGAUGAUUCUGUUCAAAACAAACAGGUUCGAGAUGUCCACGUUCAUCCAAGUUACAACAGUUCCAACUAUCUUGACGAUGUCGCCAUCUUGAUUCUCUCAACUCCGGCAGAAUAUACAAAGUUUGUUCGACCAGUGUGUCUUUGGCCUAAGCACAACUUUAAUCUUCCAAAUAUUGACAAUAAGGAGGGAACUGUCGUUGGCUGGGGUUACGAUGAAAACAACCAGGUGACGGAGGAGCUGAAGAUGGCCCGAAUGCCAGUCGUCUCUUACGUCACUUGUCUCAAGAGCUAUCCUCAGUUCUUCUCCCAGUUCACAGCUGAGAACAAGACUUUCUGUGCUGGAUUCAGACAAGGUACAUCGAUUAAAGGUACCAGUGUCUGCAAUGGUGACAGUGGUGGUGGGAUGGUCUUCCAGCAAGACGGGGUGUGGUACCUCCGUGGACUCGUCAGUAUUACAGUUGCCAAGCAAGGGUUACGUGUGUGUGACACUAACCAUUACGUUGUAUUUACUGACAUUUCCAACUACCUGGACUGGAUUGCACAAUAUCUUUAAAGGAGGUUUGAACUGAGAAUGGUGGAGCUUCCUGCUUACUUCAAAGUGGCUGUGACUUCAAACAAAGUUAGGAAGAGGCAUGUGAAUAUUGUAUUAUACGGAUAAUUUACAAGCUCAACUAUGUAGAGUAGUGAAAGACUUUUGUUAACCCUGCAUCUGGACACCGACUCUUACCUAGUUGUUAUUGAAACUAUUUCCUCCACUACCAAAUGACUAGUCACUAGUUGUUUGAGCAUCAACUUUUUUACCUUCUAAGUUUCAACAGAAAACAUCACUGUAUUAGAUAUUGCUUUAUAUCCUUUUACACAGGAGAUUAUAACGUUUAUUUUGAUACAUAGUUUGUUUUGUUACCGUGAUUUAACAAUAUUUUGAAAGCUGAGAAUAAAAACGUAGGUUGACGCAACUGCGUGUGAUGUAAAAUUCACUCUUACAUUGUUUACAUACAAAUAAUAAUAAAUAUUUUCUUUUACUUUUUUCAUGUAAAGAAAGAUUUUUCAACAGUUAUUUCAUAUCUUGGAUUUCUAAUAAAAAAAUCUUUUGUAUUUACAAGUAAACAGUUCAAAAAAAUUUGUUUGUAAUCUGUCAAUGGUUUAAAUUUGUUCCUUUUAUUAUCCUGAAAAAGAAAAUGUAUAAUAGUAUAUACUUUUGUAUGGUAGAACUCAAUUUAUACAGCUCUAAAGUAACCUAUGUAUAUACAGUAACAAAUGGCCUGCCAAUACAGAGAUUUGUAGCUGCCAGAUGCAGGGCUAAACACACUCAUUUGAGUAGUAUUGGACUAUAGGACGUGAUGAUAGACUUAAUUCAGUUGGCUCAUGUUAAGUUUUAAUAAGUAACAAAGAUCAUGUUUUAAUAAAUGUUGUAAAACAAA